Messenger RNA from Egretta garzetta (little egret), 2972 nucleotides. RefSeq names its product cholinergic receptor muscarinic 2 (gene CHRM2). Gene Ontology annotation, cellular component: plasma membrane. Gene Ontology annotation, biological process: regulation of heart contraction; adenylate cyclase-activating adrenergic receptor signaling pathway. The transcript has 2 exons. Bases 1 to 1635 code for a protein of 544 amino acids. NCBI's taxonomy places the organism in Eukaryota, Metazoa, Chordata, Aves, Pelecaniformes, Ardeidae. Gene Ontology annotation, molecular function: G protein-coupled acetylcholine receptor activity. The record is from RefSeq and is a predicted model, not a curated record.
AUGAAUAACUCAACGUACAUAAACUCUUCCACUGAAAAUGUGAUGGCUUUGGAUAGCCCCUAUAAAACUGUUGAGGUGGUCUUCAUCGUCCUGGUAGCAGGGUCUCUCAGUCUAGUCACCAUAAUUGGGAACAUCCUGGUCAUGGUGUCAAUCAAAGUCAACAGGCACCUACAGACUGUCAACAACUAUUUCCUGUUCAGCUUGGCCUGCGCUGACUUGAUCAUCGGCAUCUUUUCUAUGAACCUAUACACCCUCUACACUGUGAUAGGCUACUGGCCUUUAGGGCCUGUGGUGUGUGACCUCUGGCUGGCUCUUGACUAUGUGGUCAGCAACGCCUCUGUAAUGAACCUCCUCAUUAUCAGCUUUGACAGAUACUUUUGUGUCACCAAACCUCUGACAUAUCCUGUAAAGCGGACCACUAAGAUGGCAGGCAUGAUGAUUGCAGCUGCAUGGGUGCUGUCCUUCAUCCUAUGGGCCCCUGCAAUUCUCUUCUGGCAAUUCAUUGUGGGAGGAAGGACUGUCCCAGAUGGGGAUUGCUACAUCCAAUUUUUUUCCAACGCUGCCGUCACUUUUGGCACUGCCAUUGCAGCCUUCUAUUUGCCUGUUAUCAUCAUGACUGUCCUUUACUGGCAAAUCUCUCAAGCCAGUAAGAGUCGGAUAAAGAAAGGGAAAAAGGAAGCUGCCCAAAACCAAGAUACAGUUUCCCCUAGCCUUGUUCAAGGUAAAAUAGUGAAACCAAACAAUAACAACAUCCCCACCAGCGGGGAUGGGUUGGAGCACAGCAAAAUUCAGAAUGGAAAAACCACUGGAGAGACUGUGACGGAGAACUGUGUUCAAGGGGAGGAGAAGGAGAGCUCCAACGACUCCACCUCUGUCAGCGUGGUCGCUUCCAACAUGAAAGAGGAUGAAACUGCCAAAGAAUCCAGCCAGGCUUCUGCCUCCCAAGACCAGCUCAAAGUGGAGAACUCCAAGCUGACAUGUAUCAGGAUAGUCACCAAGUCCCAAAAGGGUGACUGCUGUGCCCCCACCAACACUACCGUGGAGAUUGUAGGCACCAACGGGGAAGAGAAGCAGAAUAGUGUAGCCCGGAAAAUUGUCAAGAUGACAAAGCAGCCAGCCAAAAAGAAACCACCUCCUUCUAGAGAGAAAAAAGUGACCAGGACUAUUUUGGCCAUCCUCCUGGCCUUCAUCAUCACCUGGACCCCAUACAACGUGAUGGUGCUCAUCAACAGCUUCUGCACAUCUUGCAUCCCUGGCACUGUAUGGACCAUAGGAUAUUGGCUCUGUUAUAUCAACAGCACCAUCAACCCUGCUUGUUAUGCGCUCUGCAAUGCUACUUUCAAGAAGACCUUUAAGCACCUUCUUAUGUGUCAUUACAAGAAUAUAGGAGCUACAAGGAGCUUUUGUUCUGUGAUUUCUCCAUCACGUCAAGAUAAAAGUGAAAAAAGGUGGUCUUUUCCAGAUUGCUACAUUCCAAGACUAUUUCAGCAUCCAUGUAAACCAAAGUUUUUGAGACAAUUUCGUUCAUUUUGUUUGUCAUGUAACAUCCACACAUGGAUUUGUCUUUUACCUCCAUCAGCCUUUUCUUCCUUUUUGUACCAGGGCAUGAAGACUGAAUAUCAAAAGAAGUCAUAAAUUCAAAGAUCUCAUCUGGUCAGCCACAACGGCCAAACAAAGGGCCUCAGCUAGGUUAUUACUAGAAAAUAGAAGUUACAUCCUUUUAAAGGUGGAUGUCCAGGUGAAGACGUACGCUGAGGCUCCACAGAAUGAAUAGUUAAUGUUAGAUGACCAUGCUCUUGACCAGUCAAAAGAUGAUUCACACUCAUUUAUUGAGGAAAAGCAUAAGAUGGACUGACAUGCCCACAUGGAUCAAGCUCUGCCUAUGCCCUUGGUGUGAAACCAGAGCCCUUCCCAGGUAUAUCCUGGACAAGAUGUUUACUUUAUGGAAAAGAUAUUUGGCUACAUUGCCUUUUGUACCAGCUAGGAGCAAUAUUUCGACUGUAAGCCAAGGGAUAAUGCUAAUAAAAAGGCAGAGAGGAAAAACAAUGAUUACACAAAACCAGAUACUGAAAUAGUCUGGGCGGGGGGCUGGCAGUGGUCAGAUUCAAAUACUAUCUGCUACUCCACACCAGCUCAAAUCCUUCUGCCUGGCAAAGAAUUUACUAUUUCAAUAUUUGAUAUUUACUGUAGCACAACUGAGCACUGUGUGGACAGGACAAAGUGUAUCAGAUGAGUGAAAACAGCAAUUGUCUGUGAGUUAUGCAUCUUCUAGUUACCUCCUUCUUAGUAACUCUAACUUCCAGGCACUAGUGAAGGUACACCUACAGAUUUUGUAGCCCAAAAAAAGUAGCUUGCUGCAUAGACAAUGUCCUGAGAGACUGUCUUCUGGAGUGAAAGCCACCUACCAAAUAGGACACCAAGUCAUUCUGUUAUUUCACGCUACCACAUUAGAGUCUUCCAAAAUGCACUUCAAAAUAGCAGCCUUCGAGAUUACGGGGAAAUUAAUCUUGCAGACUUAAGUUUUACAUUUGACAAGCUUAUUGGAACAUAGUGUCAAAGAACUUUGGCAAUAUGACAAUUUUCAUGUUUCAACGUACAAAUUCCUAGCAGAAAGUGAAAAUAAGGAGGAUUAAACUGCGGUAAAUUAAAGCCACAUUAAACUCAGGAUUAAUGUGUCUUAAUAUGCAUUCAUUGAUUUUAUACCCCUAGUGAUUUCAUCCUAAUGUAUCUAAGUGUCUCCAUGCACCCAAGGAUCUAAUUUUGCAACCCUCACUUGCCUUGAGUCAUAUUUACUAUCACUAUUUUCAUCUUCCUGCUUGUAAGGAAGAAUUGCUCAAUGAUAAGGCCUGCAAAACUGAGUGCUGCUUGCCUUUCAAAAAUACAUCUACUAGGCUUAUCUUGACAGGUCAAGGGAAAGACUUACGUGACCAUUUCUAGAUCAUUCAUCCUCUUAUAGUGUUAAAAAAUCCAGA